AUGUUAGAUGCCCUUAAUAGCCUUCUCCAGAGCAUCCAGCUCGCUCCCCACGAGUGCCGUGUGAAAGAAUACCUCGAAGCAGCCACCAGAGAAAGACCUUCGAAGAGUACUCAAACCUCUCAACCACCCUUUGUACUGGGCCUCGCAUGGUUCGGAGAAGACCUGGACGGUAAAGAUGUUCUGGCGUCUGUAGCGGCCUACGCCGCGGUCUUGUCCACGACUUUCUUCCGACUCUACCGAGCUAUUAGAGGAAACGCUAUUGGUGAUAUCAUUCGACAAGCCGGGACGUCAAAGUACAUGUUGUUGUAUCUCAUCCUAGGCGGCAUCGCGACCAUCACCAUCACGAUGCCCACGCCCUACCAGUAUGUCUCGGCUAUCACAGCGGCCGAUAAUGGCACGGCGUUUGAGAAAUGGGCGGGCACGCCCGCUCCGGGGGUCAUGACCGAAGGGCCGCCGCCCGCAGUUGGCGUGUACAUGGACGAUGGCCGAGAUGAACAGUACAACUACACUCUCCUGUCAGAUAAUACUCUCAGUAUCUGA
Messenger RNA from Aspergillus aculeatus ATCC 16872, 540 nucleotides. RefSeq lists its product as uncharacterized. Bases 1 to 540 code for a protein of 179 amino acids. The record is from RefSeq and is a predicted model, not a curated record. NCBI's taxonomy places the organism in Eukaryota, Fungi, Ascomycota, Eurotiomycetes, Eurotiales, Aspergillaceae. The transcript has 4 exons.